Kockovaella imperatae is the source of this 1442-nucleotide messenger RNA. RefSeq names its product xylitol dehydrogenase. Gene Ontology annotation, molecular function: L-iditol 2-dehydrogenase (NAD+) activity. Lineage: Eukaryota; Fungi; Basidiomycota; Tremellomycetes; Tremellales; Cuniculitremaceae. Gene Ontology annotation, biological process: D-sorbitol catabolic process. The record is from RefSeq and is a predicted model, not a curated record. The coding region runs from base 81 to 1352 and encodes 423 amino acids. The transcript is spliced from 10 exons.
CCCACCCUCUCUUAAGGUGUACUCCCUCCUCUCGUGCUGAGGCCAACUUGCAGACAUAAAUCUGUUCAUCCCAUACGUCCAUGACAACAUCUACUACCGGUGCGCCAGGCGCAGUAUCUGCCGCCGCUCAAUCCAAGCGGGAUCAGCCUGAUCCUGUGGACUUCAAGCCCAAGAGCAAUCCGGGGUUUAUCCUCCAUGGCAAACUGUCCACGAGCUUUGAAGAGCUGCCCGUGCCUGAGGUGGGACCCGAUGAGGCUCUCAUCGAGGUGAGGAAGACGGGAAUUUGUGGCUCCGAUGUUCAUUUUUACAACAGCGGCAGACUGGGUCAUGUACAUGUCUGCGGUCCGAUGUGCCUUGGACACGAAUCUGCUGGGAUUAUCGUUCAGCUCGGGUCGAAUCUGGCUGCUCAGGCUGAAAAGGUCAAAGAGAUGGCGAAAGGAGGUGAUCGAGGGACCGGAACCGCUGCAGUCGGGAAGCGAGCCUUGAUGCUGGGGGAUCACGUAGCUCUCGAGCCGGGGGUCACUUGUCGGAUGUGCGAUGACUGCCGAGGGGGACGAUACAAUAUCUGCGAGCACAUGGCGUUCGCUGCGUAUCCUCCGUUUGACGGGACGCUACAGAGAUAUUACAAAUUACCCGCGGACACGUUGUAUCCUCUGCCCCAAUCGGUCGCGCUGGAGUACGGCGCCAUGAUGGAGCCUCUCUCCGUUUCUGUUCAUUCACUCGCCAACGUCGGCAAGGUCAGAGCCGGGAACACUGUCUUGAUCUUUGGUGCUGGGCCCGUUGGACUCUUGGCAAUGGCAGUCGCCAAAGGUCUCGGAGCGGCCAAGAUCAUCGCGGUGGAUAUCAAUGAGGAAAGGUUGAACUUUGCCAAGGGAUACGCAGCGACGCAUAUCUGGAUCCCAGGGAAGCCAAAGGAAGGGGAGAGCAAGCCAGAAUACAGUCUCCGAUCUGCAAAAGAGCUGCUGCUCGCGACCGGUACCCCGAUACGAGGCCCAGGAGCCAUCGAUGUAGGGAUGGAUGCGACGGGAGCGGAGACCUGUAUUCAGACAGGCAUCAAUGCCAUCAGGCCGGGCGGCACGUUUGUCCAGACUGGACAUGGCAAUCCCGACAUUCAAGUGCCGAUUUCACGAAUCAUCACAGAGGAAUUGAGUCUGAGAGGAUCAUGGCGUUACUCGCAUGGCGAUUAUCCUAUGGCGAUCGACCUCGUUGCGAGAGGCUUGAUCGACCUCAAGCCUUUGUUGACUCAUACCUUCAAGUUUGAGGAUGCUCUCGAAGCCUUUGAGAUUACGAAGAAUGGCAAGGACAAGGAUGGCAAGUUUGUGAUCAAGUGUGUCAUCGACGGGCCAGAGUGAGCGGGAAAGGCGGGGCAGGCGGUGGGUGUCAGAGUCUUCAGUUGAGAUGCCGAUGGGUACGAGUUCCAGACGUAAUGCAUGCAGUUGCUG